UUUGCGGGGAGCAGUGUGUAGUUACCUUCCUGUUGAGAGUUGACACACGAUACGCAAAAGAAUGGGAAGAUUUUAAGACUUUUAUAUUCACGUCAAUAUGCAAUUGAUUUAGUUUUUAAAGCAGACAAACGAGUAUCGGUUUUACUUUUUUAAGAGACUUGGACAUCUAAGUCUUUCCCUCAGGCUGUCAACAUGAACUCCGUACUAACAUCAGUACGAUCCCUCAUGCACACGUUUGAUGGCAAAGCAAAGGAAUUCACCGAUGAAAUUGAAAAUGUCCACAUGGUCUGGCUCGAGGAGAUCCAACAAGAAGCCAACCGCAUGUUCUCAAGGGAUUUUAAUGCAGAACCAGAAUUGAUGCCAAAAACACCCUCACAGAAAAAGAGUCGCAAGAAGCGUCUAUCUUCAGGGCAUCAGGAAGAGAAUCCAGCCAGGCGAAGAUUUUCAAAGGGAAAGCGCAGUAACCUUCGUGGUUCCGUUGUCAAAUCACUGAACUUGAUUACUGAAGAAGAGAUCAUUCCUGAGGCUUCCACCUCUCAGACCGACCCCCCCUGGCAGCCUAAACGCACCACCCGCAAAAACAACAAUAAACUACAAACACAGUCUGAGGAGGCAGAGGAUGUGAGCUUAAAACCUGAGGAGGUUCAGAACAAGAAGCCAGAGCUGGUAGAAGUGGACAAGCCAGAGCUGGUAGAAGUGGACAAGCCAGAGCUGGUAGAAGUGGACAAGCCAGAGCUGGUAGAAGUGGACAAGCCAGAGCUGGUAGAAGUGGACAAGCCAGAGCUGGUAGAAGUGGACAAGCCAGAUUACAUUUGUGGUGACGCCCAGUCCCCACCAUCACCCGAGGUUACUGUCAGCAUCUCUGCCUCAGACCGAUUGUCUGCAGAGAGUGUUAAAGAUGUGCAGGUCUCUGCAUGUCAUUCAGCUGCCAAGAUUGCAAUAGCGGGCGCAGCUCGGAGCUCACGGCAGAGCUCACGACGGAGCUCUGUGCGCUGCUCCCUCAAAGUACGCCACUCUCUGGCCGGUCUGCGGCACAGUAUGACCCUGGAGUCUGUUCGUCGCGCCUCACGUCGCUCCAUACUGAAGAGGCAGGUGUCUCGUAUGGGCAAUUCCAUAUGUAGCAGCAACAUUGAUGAGCACUCUUCUGUGGACUCGGUAGAGGGAAUGGAGGCAAUGCCAGAAGCUGUAAGUACAGACUCAGAUGAAAAUCCUGCUGCUGAAGAAUGUAUUGGAACUCUGGAGAGCCAGAUCAUCCAGAUCCCGCAACCGUCUUUCGGACGCAUAACUCGAUCAGCGGCCGCAAACUCUGCGGCGGCAUUAUCACCGUUUACAUCUGAACUCUCAGUGUUCACUCCCAAAAAGAAAACAGAGACACAUCUGAUGGCAGUUCGCAUGUCACGUCUUAGUCAAAAACGCAAAGCACCAGAUGCUUCAGAGGAAAGUUCCACAAAGAAGUACUCUCCUCCAAAGAAAAGCGCAAGUGCAAUGAGACCCCACAUGAAGUCUUUCCUCCACACUGUGCAGAAGAAUCAGCUGCUCAUGAUGACUCCAAAUUCCCUCGGCCGCCCUGCUGUUUUUAAAUCCUUCAUCAAACAAAACACUCCUCUGAAAAUGGAUCCAAAGUUGAGUUCUCGUAUAGUGACAAAAGAGCGUUACAAACUGGAAGCACUUCAGAAGAAGCACGAGCAAGAGGAGGAAAGGAUGAAGAAGAUGGAGGAAGAGAAGAAAAAGAAACAUGACGAAUUUAAAAGGAAGAGGGACGAGAGACUGAAGAGAGUGCUGGAGGCUAAAGUCAAAGAAGAGCAGAGGGAAGUAGAAAAGAAGAAGAAAACCGAGCAAAAAAUGAUUCAGAUUGAUGAGAGAAAUGAUAAGCGCCAGGUCGAGGAGAACAAGAAGAAGAAGUUGGCUGUUAAACGUCAAGAGGACCUGGAGCAGAGGAAGAAGCAGGAAGAGGAGGCUAAAACGAAGAUUCAGCAAGCCGAGGAAGAGAAGAAGCAGCAGGAAUUACUGGCCAAGAAGAAGGCCGAGGAAGAGGAACAGCGAACUCGCAAACUGGCUGAAGCUCGCCGAGCGCUGGAGCUGAAGAGAGAGCAAGAGAGAGAGAGGCUAGCUGCUACUGAAAGGGAGCGGGAGGAAAAAGAAAAAGCUCUCGUUCUGCAACGGGAACUGGAGAGAGCUGCGAGAGAGAAGGAGAAAAGAAUGGCGCUUGAGGAAAACCGAAGACUGGAGGAGGAGCAGCUGAGAUUAGCUGCUGUAGAGGUGGCUGCGAAAGAGAGAGAGGCUGCUGCUAAAAAGGCUGCUGAAGCACAGAAGGCUACUGCUAGCUUGAAUGUGACUGUGGAAAUUGAGCGCUCUGUAUUGAGCACUCCUGUAGGAAAAGGGGCUGGCUUAAAUGUGACCGUGGAUUUGGAGAAAUCCCCACAAUCAUACUCCCUCACUCCAAAGGGGCGAAACAAACCUACUACGUCCAAAACGGCAGAGGAUUAUGGGAUGGACCAAAACAGUGACGACUCAACUGAUGAUGAGUCUGCGCCCAGGAAACCUAUCCCAUCAUGGGCAGAAGGUCACAUGCUGCAGCAGAUCAUUGUGAAACAGUACUUCAACCCUCCUAAUUUUGAAAGCUUUUUGGGAAUAAUUGAACCACCAAAACUGGAAGCCAUCUUUAACAAGAAAAAGCCUCGCUAUUUUAAACGCACCAGCUCUGCUGUGUGGCACUCUCCUCCACAUGGAAGGAAGUAAUGUCUGUACACUGACACCCUUCACCUUGGACUUGAACAUUGCUGUGUAUUAUAAAUGUGAUGUGAAUGUUGAAAGUUUCGGCCAAGUGCAAGCUUUGAUUUUUAUAAUCUGUUCUGAUUGUAAAUGAUGGUAGAUUGUUAUGUUUGGGAUUUAUUAAAAAUGUAAUCCAGGUUUCAGCUUUUGAUUGUAUUUUAUAAUAAUGUUUCUGUAUUGUUGCUCAGUGCUAAAAUACCUGUGUUCAGGUAAUUGUACUAUAUUUACCAGGUGCCAAUAAUAAAUGUGUUUUUAUUAUGCGUCUUUAA
Gymnodraco acuticeps is the source of this 3041-nucleotide messenger RNA. RefSeq names its product inner centromere protein (gene incenp). The coding region runs from base 193 to 2739 and encodes 848 amino acids. NCBI's taxonomy places the organism in Eukaryota, Metazoa, Chordata, Actinopteri, Perciformes, Bathydraconidae. Gene Ontology annotation, cellular component: chromosome passenger complex; kinetochore; midbody. The transcript has 21 exons. Gene Ontology annotation, molecular function: protein serine/threonine kinase activator activity. Gene Ontology annotation, biological process: positive regulation of protein serine/threonine kinase activity; meiotic spindle midzone assembly; mitotic cytokinesis. The record is from RefSeq and is a predicted model, not a curated record.